Owenia fusiformis is the source of this 300-nucleotide messenger RNA. The record is from the annotation of a GenBank genome assembly. NCBI's taxonomy places the organism in Eukaryota, Metazoa, Annelida, Polychaeta, Sabellida, Oweniidae.
UGCUUUGAGUGCAUCAGUAUAUGCUUUGAGUGCAUCAGUAUAUGCUUGGAGUACAUCAGUAUAUUCUUGGAGUGCAUCAAUGCUUGGAGUACAUCAGUAUAUCCUUGGAGUACAUCAGUAUAUGCUUGGAGUGCAUCAGUAUAUGCUUGGAGUACAUCAGUAUAUGCUUGGAGUACAUCAGUAUAUGCUUGGAGUGCAUCAGUAUAUGCUUGGAGUGCAUCAGUUUCACCUGUGGUCACUCUUAAGUCUGGUCUUGUCUUGUUUGAUACUGAUGAUUAUCUAAUUUUGACCACUUCAUGA